This is a messenger RNA of Coniophora puteana RWD-64-598 SS2, 834 nucleotides long. RefSeq lists its product as uncharacterized. The annotation marks the transcript as partial. The transcript is spliced from 3 exons. NCBI's taxonomy places the organism in Eukaryota, Fungi, Basidiomycota, Agaricomycetes, Boletales, Coniophoraceae. The record is from RefSeq and is a predicted model, not a curated record.
ACUGGCCUCCUUAAUACCCGUACUGCCGAGCUCAAAGGCGCGGAGUCCUUCCUCUCCACCGCUGACGCCGUUACUGGGGCUCAUGUCAUCGACUCAAUCCGGCGCCUCAACAACGAGUUCAUGCAAGAGUACACAUCCGCUGUAGAACGAGUACGAGAAAUCAUGGGCACAAAGCUAGUCGACUGCUUGGCGGAUAAGAACCACCAAAACGAACCGCUCCUGAUCCAGAUUGCGUUACAGUCGUAUUUCGCCGUGAUAUUCCAGUGGGUCAUAGCAUCGUGGACCGCAGACGACUCCAGGAUGGAUAGCUGCCUGAAGACGGUCUGGGAGCAUAUUAGGGCGCGUGAGGUACAAGCUGUCUCCGGAAAAUGGAGGGCGCUUACCAUAGCCAGCCUCAACACGGCCGACGGCGGUAGCAUCAUCAAAGGGGUGUUGCGUGACAUACGUUCCAUUCUUGUUGCGGCAAAGUGCACGACCCCUACUUCUGACAUUCGGGCUUCGCUCGAAGCCAAGUAUGCUAGCCAAAUCGGGAUCAUGGAGAAGAUGGCAACUGACGUCCGCAAAAAUAUCGGGGAAGACGUCACGUCUACCGACUUCGAGGUCUUCUUCACCCAUACCGGCUCCGACUUCGACCCGGAGAGCAUGGCGGAUGCGUACAACGACGAGUCUCCCACCCAGAGCGAGCAGAACCGGGGCCGCGUGCUGUGUCCCACCGACUUGGGUUUGCUCCAGCGCACGAACACCGCUCGCGGAAAGGAUGCGAAGUGGAGCGUCAAGCUGCUUUUGAAGCCGAAAGUGGCUUUGGAGUCUGUCAUUGAUGCUUUGGAAGGCUGA